CCAAGAUGCACCUCGGCUUUAAUGUGCUGAAGCAAGAUGGCGAAUAAAACAAGCAAAGACGGUUCUCCUCCUUUUGAUUGUCCAUCAUGGGCAGGCAAACCACCCACAGGGCUUCAUCUGGACGUGAUGAAAGGGGACAAAUUGAUAGAGAAACUGAUCAUAGAUGAAAAGAAGUUUUACCUGUUUGGAAGGAAUCCCGACUGGUGCGACUUCACCAUCGACCAUCAGUCCUGCUCUCGGGUUCAUGCGGCAUUAGUCUACCACAAACAUCUAAAAAGGGUCUUCCUCAUAGACCUAAACAGCACACACGGUACUUUUCUUGGCCACAUUCGCCUUGAGCCACACAAACCUCAGCAGGUUCCCAUAGACUCUACCAUAUCUUUUGGGGCGUCGACACGAACUUACACCAUUAGAGAGAAACCCCAAACCCAAGGCACCGCUGGCACAGGAGACAGCAAACUUGGGGAUGAAGAGGAGCUUAAAGGACUGCUUGGACUUCCAGAGGAAGAAACAGAGCUGGAGAACUUGACAGAGUUUAACACGGCUCACAACAAACGCAUCUCCAUCCUGACAAUCGAGGAAGGCAACCUGGAAAUCCAGAGGCCAAAGAGGAAACGCAAGAACUCCAGAGUUACUUUCAGUGAAGAAGACUCCAUUAUUAAUCCAGAAGAUAUAGACCCCUCAGUCGGGCGCUUUAGAAAUAUGGUGCAAACAGCUGUCAUCCCCAUGAAGAAGCGGAGAGCUGACAGCCAAAAUACUCUGGGUCUGGAUGACUUGGCUUCCAAGCGCAUUCACGGCUACAGCUUGGGUGGAGGUCUAUACGGGGACUUGCCUCCAACCAGCCACGAGAACAAGCCAACAGGAGCGCCAGGAGGUGCUGCUAUGCAGGGCGGGCUGCCUCUGCCCUUCCCCAACCCAGCGCCUGACGUAGAUCUGGCUCCAGAGGCUCCUCAGCCCCCGAUCACACUCAACCCCACACCAGUGACAGCCCCCUACCUACCAGAGACCGUCAAUGAGCCACGAAAAAAGAAGUAUGCCAAAGAAGCUUGGCCGGGGAAGAAACCCACCCCUUCACUUCUCAUCUAACCAGUUUUAUAACACUGCUGACUCUCAGGUUCCCAGCAGGACCAUCAGGGACUGUGACCUGUCAGAGGUGGAACUCUUCGCCUCUGUUUUUAUUUGUUAUAUUAUACGAGUGCAAAAUACACAACACAUCCUCCACAAACUACAUCGACAGCAAAAGUAUUUAGUUUUUUUUUUUUUUUUUUUUUUUUUUACAACAAAAUACCUGGCAGUUAAAUGAACUACAGAGUGAUAGACAAUACAGAUAUUAUGAUGGAGUUAUGUGCUGAAUGACUUUGAGUUGAUGUAAACUUGUAUUUUAUACAUGUUCCGACAUUUUUUCACUUUCAGAAUAUUGAUAAAACUAUUAAAAGAGUUGCAAAAAAGUGGUUUUAUUCGUAUCUUACUGUGAGAAGUCAAGAUAGCCCCAAGACUUCAAAUGUAAGCAAAGUUUCGUCAAAACACAACUGUAUUUUAUUUUUAAAGCAACUCGAUAGAACGAGAAGCUGUCAGUUGUGCUGUGUUGUAUUUCCUCCUUUACGCCACUUGGUGGUGACUUCAGCAAACGGACGGUUUCUAUUAGAAGCUGAAAACUUCGUUUUUCAUUUGCAUCUUAAAGCAGUGCUCUGUUAUACUAACAUCCUGUUUUUUCUGUUACAAUAAGAGUUAAGUACUUUCUCAUAUUCUCAGAGCAAACAUACUGUAAAAAGUAGUUUUUACGCUUUUUGGAUUGCUAUUUAAAGCGUACAAGCAUUGCAGAUUGGAGAAAAGCACAAUAACAGCUACAACAUAAAAGACUAUUAAAAUGUUAUUCAGACUGUUGUAAUGCAUACUUAGAAUUAUCUGUAAAAUGCCGCCUUUCUUAACCAGCUCAAAAUAUGUCUGCAGAUUAGAAAACUAAACAUUAGGCUCGGCCUUUUCUUGAGGCUUAAUUUUUAACAUGGUUUUAUUGAGUGUUCAAAUUUGAAGAAACGUAUGAAUCUAUGUAAUAAAAUGAUUCAGACACAAAUGCCUCAGAUAAAAAUUGCAUCACAAAAACUAGUUAUGGUUUCUAGUAUUUUUAGUAUUUUUUUUUUAAUAAACUGGCAGCUUUGACAACAUCUGGUUGAUUUAUAAUUGUUGAAUUUCAUAUCAAGUUGGAGAUUCCCUCUAAAUUACAAAAAAGACCUCUAGUGGUGCAAAAGAAAAGUAAGUUGUUUUAUUUAAAAAAAAUAACUCCACCAGUGACUCUUUGGUUUUGUGGAUUUUGUAAUAUGUAAAUAAAAACAAUACUUUUUUGACACA
Messenger RNA from Poeciliopsis prolifica (blackstripe livebearer), 2346 nucleotides. RefSeq names its product protein phosphatase 1, regulatory subunit 8b (gene ppp1r8b). Gene Ontology annotation, molecular function: protein serine/threonine phosphatase inhibitor activity; mRNA binding; protein binding. The coding region runs from base 37 to 1086 and encodes 349 amino acids. The transcript has 7 exons. Lineage: Eukaryota; Metazoa; Chordata; Actinopteri; Cyprinodontiformes; Poeciliidae. Gene Ontology annotation, cellular component: nuclear speck. The record is from RefSeq and is a predicted model, not a curated record.